AUUAGAAAGGUUUUAGAUAUGUAAAAAAGAUGUAUGAGAAGAUAUACAUGAAAACACAUGUCAACUAAAUAAGCGACAACUAAUAUGGAACGGAGGUACAAGUCAAUUUUUUGAGAAAUGUCAAAUACAUUGUAGAUGCGUGCGAACACACACACACACACACACACCAUCAUCCACAUCUACACAUUGCUCAUGAAUGCUGGAGUUGAAGGGCUUGAAGAAUAAUGAUCACUAAAGACGCAUCGGUAUCUACAAGACGAAAAAAAUAUCAGAGACAAAUAUAAUGUUAGGUUUCAUCCUGAAUUCCUGAUAGGUUAAGUGUAUAACGACCUCUACUACUACUAUAGUCAACCAACCGAAGGUGGUUUCCAUAUGGAAGUGAAAUUUAAAAGUGUGAUUGCGGGUAUCCUGUUACAUCAUCUAUCUACGCAUGACAGCAGUAUAAAUAUGUUUUUGUCCGUAAUGAUCAGAAUCAUUCUUUCAUGAGAUGCCGACGACUUUGCCAGGUCCUGGGUUGCUGCUGUUCAUAAAAAACGAGAAAGAAAGUUUAUGUGGCUGUGCCAUCCCUCUCGACGAAAUCAAAUACUAGUAACAUGCAAAGACCUGUUCCAGCAAUAGCUUAUACAUAUUCUGUCAGAGCACAUUGUGGCGUAUACGACUGGUAUGGUAUGACACCAGCUAUGAUCUGUCAGAGUGCUUAAGAAAACCCAACCCAACCUCAGAGAUAAGAGCAAGCUAACAACUGCUAGUUACAGAUUAGCACAUAUAGACGUACCUGGCCCCGGGGUGGCUAGCAAGUAGCAAGCGCAGGCGCACAAUAAUCCACAGAGAGCUCGUUAGCCAAGCAGAAGUAGUGCACCAUGGCAAUACCCUCCCAGCUGCUGCCAUAUCUCCUUGCAGCAGCAGCGGCGUUCUUGAUCUUGUCUGCGAUUGCGGAACAACGAGGACUAGAAGAGCAGCAGCAGCAGCAGCAGGCGGUAGUGGCACGUCCGCGCUGCCAGGACAUGUGCGGCAACAUCAGCAUUCCCUUCCCCUUCGGCAUGGGGAAGCCCAGGUGCUUCCUUCCUGGCUUCGAGGUCAUCUGCAACACCUCCUCGUCCGGUCGCCCCCGCCUGUUCCUUGCGUACAACGAGAGCGGGCCAGUCCAGGUGGUGAGUGCUCUGAACCACAGGUUCACCGCCCGCAACGUCACUGCUUCCUUUGUGAUGAAGAACGCCGUGGAACUCAUGGACAUAUCAGUUGCUCACAACGAGGCCCGGGCAUACAGGGCGGUCAGCUCCGCCUGCAGCACAAAUAGUACACAUUUCCGUGCCAAGUUCCAAUACACAAACUUGGGUGACGAGGGCCCGUUCCUCCUGUCGGCGAUGAGAAAUGUUCUCAUCGGUGUCGGCUCCAACGUCGAGUCCAUGAUGAUGACCUCAACCGGGGAGACGGGGAAUGAGAUGAAAGCGUACAUGCCGUCCUGCCUUUCCAACCUCAUGGGGAAGCUCAAGUACGCGACAGACGGUAACGGUACAUGCUCCGGGUUGGGAUGCUGUCAAGCUGCCUUGCCCCUGAAUGUGACUGAGUUUGGAGUCUCGUUCAUGCCCCGGCUCAACCUACUGUGGCAAACCAAUCCGUGCUUCUAUGGCAUGCUGGUGGAGAAAUCCUGGUACAACUUCUCUGUGCACGACUUGUAUGGCCGCGAGCUGUUAUACCCCAGGGGUGUACCCGUUGUGCUGGAGUUCGCCAUCAGGAACCUUGGUUCAUGUCCACCGGAAGGACAGCAGAAACCUCAGGGCUAUGCGUGCAUCAGCGGCAACAGCACUUGUGUCAACACCACCAGAGGCGAUGACUAUGUCUGCAAGUGCUUGGAGCAUUACGAUGGCAACCCAUACAUCAUUGGUGGAUGCCUUGACAUAGAUGAAUGCAAGCUCCCUGAUUCGUAUCCUUGCUGGAAUGGCGGGAUCUGCAGCAACAGGCUGGAAGGCUAUGACUGUCCAUGCAAAUCUGGAAUGAAUGGCAAAACCGGACACUGCGUGGAAAAUUUCCCUCUGCCAGCAAAGGUGAUUGUGGGCCUUGCUGCUUGUAUUGUUGUACUUGUCGUCAUGGUUAUGGCCCGUCAACUCCUGACACUCAAGAGGUUCUAUGAACAAAAUGGUGGACCAGUACUAAAAGGUGUAAAGAACAUAAAGAUAUAUAGAAGGAAAGAAAUGAAACAAAUUACAAAUAACUACAAUCGUGUCAUUGGAGAAGGAAACUUCGGGAAGGUUUAUAUGGGGACUCUAGAAAAUAAACAACAAGUGGCUAUAAAGAGGUCCAUCAAAGUUGACAAGAAUAUGAAGGCAGAAUUCACUGGCGAAGUUAUAGUACAAUCUGAGAUGAGACACAAGAACAUUGCAAGGCUCCUAGGUUGUUGCUUAGAGCUGGAUGUUCCAAUGUUGGUAUACGAAUAUGUAUCAAGAGGGAGUCUAUAUGAUGCUCUAUUUGGAUUGAGGCGUGUACAUAUCAUACCGGUAGAUAUGCGCCUACAAAUUGCUGUUGGGUCAGCUGAAGGACUAACAUACAUGCAUUCAGCAGGGGAGAGUACAAUCCGUCAUGGUGAUGUUAAAUCUGCCAAUAUUCUUCUUGAUGAAAAUUUCUGCCCUAAAGUCUCAGACUUUGGUACCUCGAGGUUGCUCGCAGGAGGAAAGUCCGAGAAGACUGAACGUGUCGUCGGGGACAUGAGUUACAUAGAUCCGAUAUAUAUGGACCAGGGGAUUGUUACACAGAAGAGUGAUGUCUACAGCUUUGGGGUUGUUCUUAUAGAGCUUAUCACGAGGAGGCCCGCAACAUACUCUAACAAGAGGAACUAUGUUACAAGCUUUGUCGAAGCGUAUCUAGACAAAAGAGUAAGAAACUUGAUUGACAAUGAUAUCACAAGUGAGGUGGAUAUUAAACUCUUGGAAAUGGUCAGUGGAGUUGCCAUGGAGUGUGUAAAACUUAAUCCCGAAGAACGCCUAGAUAUGAAACAAGUAGAGCAUCGUCUCCUCGAAAUUAUUGGUCAAGGUGUGCAGAAUGGACAAGGGAGAAACUACCAGGCAGAUCUCGGUCCUGCGCCGGAUGAUGUUGCUUUGCUCAAGUCUUGGGGAGAAUGAAGAACCUACAAAUGCUAAUACUAUGCAUAUUUGAUCUUGUUAUGUAAUGGUUACAUUCAUAAACUUUUAGUUUUGAUUGUUAAGACGAAGUACAGACCACUGCUCCUAUAUUUGAAGUACAUCAACACUAGUUAUACAAGUGCCCAGAUUUGAAAUUCGGACGUAAUAGUUUGUACCCACAAGUGUAAGGGUUGUAGCAGCCAUCAAUGGUAAGUAUUUUAGACAAAUAUAUAUUUAUCAUGAUGUGAAUCAAAGAAUACUGGCAAGACAGUAAUAACUGAGGUGUCACUCUCAAGUCUCAAUCAUACCUUUACUUAAUACUAACUCAGCAAGUGUACUAGUAGUCGGAUUUUUUUUUUUCGUGAAUACACAAAGUUUGCGUAUCAUUUCAUUGAUAGAAGAAGUUAAGAAAAACUACAGACAAAAAACUACUCCCUCCGUCCCAAAAUAAGUGACCCAACUUUGCACUAGCUUUGUACUAAAGCUAGUGCAAAGUUGAGUCAUUUAUUUUGGGACAGAGGGAGUACUACAUUAAGAGUAUUAGCCAAGUCUAGCAGCGCUGGCUGGGACCUGGGAGGCCCCAGGAAAUUCUCUCACAGGCAAAAACGGCCAGGAUUCUAAUCCAUAGCGCUCAUCGUCAGGGCUGUGACAUGGCCUUAGAAGCCACACAUCCUUCUAACCGAAAAUUCCGGUUUAUACCAAGCUCAGUUAGUGAAAAUUGGAAAACCGAUAAUUUGCACUCAGAAUCUGAAAACCGCUAAUUUGGUUCAGUUUCCGGUUUAACUGAAUCUGGAUGUGCAUCAUGCACAGGAGGCACAUUCGAAAGCGUUUUGACAGAGAUUGAGCACGGAUUUUGACAGUAUAACACCACACAUGAACAGGAUUAACAUGACACAAGAAGAUAACGAAAGGAACAUGAAAACGCGGAUAAGAGACAGGCAGUACAGUAAAGCAGACAUAAGUAGCAGUAGCACACAGAUGCAGCAGCAGACAGAGGCAAAGACACAGCACGCCGAGCAGCCAUAGUCUAAUCGAUUCAUCACAUUCAAUCAUCAAUUUCAAAAGAAUAGCAAGAACAGGGGCACGGGCAGCAUCAAAUGGAAGAGGACUGGGGAGCCGGAACGUACAUUGCGCGAUUUCUGCGGUCGUGGCUCGGGAGACCUGGAGCUGAGCUAAGGCAUGGCCGGCUAUGGUACGCCGCCGCGGUGAAGACUAGUCGGGAGGGAGGAGGGGCCUAGGCGUACUGGAGGGACAACGGCGGUCAGCACCUUGGCGGACGGCGACGGCGUGGCGCGUGGAGGAGUCUCCGCUAGGCGGCGACCACCGAAGGGAUCCCGUUCGGAUGCGGAC
This is a messenger RNA of Aegilops tauschii subsp. strangulata, 4466 nucleotides long. RefSeq names its product wall-associated receptor kinase 1-like. The record is from RefSeq and is a predicted model, not a curated record. Gene Ontology annotation, cellular component: plasma membrane. Lineage: Eukaryota; Viridiplantae; Streptophyta; Magnoliopsida; Poales; Poaceae. Gene Ontology annotation, molecular function: polysaccharide binding; protein serine/threonine kinase activity; ATP binding. Gene Ontology annotation, biological process: cell surface receptor signaling pathway; protein phosphorylation.